AUGGCCAAUCACCUCAGACCUUUGUUUAUAAUAGAAAACUUUGGGGGUGUUCCUAUUCCCAAGGUCAUGAUAGAUGAAGGUGCAACCAUUAAUCUUCUGCCUCACAGAAUGCUGAGCAAGAUGGGCAGAACAGAGAAAGAUUUGAUUCCAACACGCUUGACCGUCACCAACUUUGCAGGGGGCAUCACCAAAACUCAUGGGAUCCUAGAUGUGGAUGUCAUAGUUGGAAACAAAAAGCUGAAAAUUGCAUUCUUUGUGCAAUUAGCUCUGUGGAAUGAAGAGGGUUAUAUGGAGAUAGUAGAGGCCAAUCCACGGCCAUUUCUGCCUUCUGCCAUGUGUUUUAAGGCAAGAUAUUAUCAUGAUGACCUUGGUCCUUUCACUUUCCUUGGAGUCAACCAGAACGGCCGCCCCCUGGAGAAGGAUCGAGCUACAACAAUCCGAUCCAUUACAAAAAUAUUGUUGAUGUAUUGGGAGGAAAGAAAGCUCUUCAUGCAGAAUCCAGCCAUCAAUAUGGCAGAAUUCACCCAUGAAAGCACGAAAGAUCAAGAGGAAGAGAGUUUGCAAGAGGAAGUAUUAGAUUUUGCACCAGCAGCACUGGAUAAUUCUUUGCCAGAAGUAGAAGAUCCUUUGCAGGAAAUAAACUUAGGGACAGAAGAGGAUUCAAGACCUACUUUCAUCAGUGCACUAUUGAAAGAGCCACUUAAGAGUGAACUCAUUGUACUUUUGCAGGAGUUCAGAGAUUGUUUUGCUUGGCAUUAUCAUGAAAUGCCAAGAUUAGACAGGGAAUUGGUGGAACACAAGCUGCCAAUCAAAAAGGGUUACUUCCAGUCAAACAAGCUAGAAGAAGAAUUUCUGAAAAGAAAAAUAGGGGCAGUCAGAAUCUGCGUGGAUUACAGAAAUCUGAAUGAAGCAUCUCCCAAGGACGAGUACCCUAUGCCGAUGGCAGAUAUGCUAGUAGAUGGAGCUGCUCAUAACCAGAUGCUAUCCUUUAUGGAUGGCAAUGUAGGUUACAAUCAGAUUAUGGUGGCAGAAGAAGACAUCCACAAGACAGCUUUCAUGUGCUCAGGGCAUAUAGGUGCUUUUGAAUAUACUGUAAUGCCUUUUGGUUUAAGAAAUACAGGAGCCACUUAUCAAAGAGCAAUGAACUCUGUUUUUCAUGAUAUGAUAGGGCAUUAUUUGGAAGAACAGAACUUCAAGCGGAAAGAACAGCACCAACAAGCUUUUGAGGAAAUCAAGAGUUACCUCUCAAAUCCAUCAGUUCUGUCCCCACCAAAGAGAGGCAAACCAUUCAAGCUCUAUGUGUCUGCAUCGGAAGUAUCCAUUGGGAGUCUCUUAGUCCAAGAUAACAAGGAAGGGAAGAAACAGGCAGUCUACUAUCUGAGCAGAACUCUAACAGAAGUAGAGAGAAAAUAUUCUGCAAUUGAAAGACUUUGCCUAGCCUUAUACUUCACUGCUGUAAAGCUCAGGCAUUACAUGCCGCCAUAUACCAUCUAUAUCAUUGCCAAGACAGAUCUAAUCAAAUACAUGCUAACAAGACCAAUGCUGAGAGGCAGAAUUGGAAAAUGGACUCUGGCCUUGACAGAAUUUGCCUUCAGGUAUGUUCCCCAGAAAGCUGUCAAGGGACAAGCUGUAGCAGACUUCCUAGCAGACCAUCCAGGGGAAGAAAUUGAAAACAUGGAUUCUUUGGAUAUAGAAAAUGCAGAUCUGUUGACAAGAGUUCAUGUCUGCUUGAACAAUCCUAUCUAUUCAGUUCACCUCACACCUUGGAAGCUAUACUUUGAUGGAUCAAAGACUGACAUGGCUUCUGGGGCAGGAAUUGUUUUGGAGGAACCACUUGGAAUCAGACACUGUUACUCUUUCUAG
Prunus mume (Japanese apricot) is the source of this 1863-nucleotide messenger RNA. Lineage: Eukaryota; Viridiplantae; Streptophyta; Magnoliopsida; Rosales; Rosaceae. The record is from RefSeq and is a predicted model, not a curated record.